Molecule: messenger RNA, 2644 nt
Organism: Manduca sexta (tobacco hornworm)
Lineage: Eukaryota; Metazoa; Arthropoda; Insecta; Lepidoptera; Sphingidae
Gene: angel
Product: protein angel
Exons: 10
Coding region: 474-1991 (505 amino acids)
Molecular function (GO): 3'-5'-RNA exonuclease activity
Source: RefSeq, a predicted model, not a curated record
UCUGUCUUUAGAUAACUAAUGUCUAUGAAUUAUAGGCGAAAUAUAUAUUAUGUCUAAUAAGUCCCAGGACAUCGCCAUUAUUAAUACUUUGGCCCAUGAUUUAGAGAGAAAAUAAUAUUCAUUUUUAUUCAUGCUUUUAUGUUAAGUUUUCACAGUUGUCUUUUUAUGUUUUGGCAUUAUUGUUAUGGCUUGAUUGUCAGUGUAUUUUCAACGUGUUUUGAAAUACGAGCCUUUUUUAUAUUCUCUGUUUUUUGCUUUGAUAUGUUUGUUUCGUCCUUUCUUGUAUGAAUAUAAUACUACAACAAUGGAGAUUUGUAUUAUUAUAAUAUUUUCUAUAAAAGCAAAUCUACGGAGCAAAUUCCAUGUCAACAUCACAGAAACAUUGAAAUUUCCGUAGUUUAGAAAUAAAUUAAUUAAAUAUAUUGUAACGUUUUUUUAAAUGCUUUAUAAUGUACACUCUUACUUGAUAAGAUAUGCUGAAACUGACAAAUAGCUUUUACAGAUAUUUGAGGGUAGCUACAGACAAAGUACAUGUGAGAAAAUUUGCACACUUGACCAGGAAGAAGACAUGCACCACGGAGUGGGGUUCAAAGCUAGUUUUGUUCCAUACUGGUCAAGUGUUGAGACAGAAAAAACGGUUUAGGAUAAGGAUACCGUCGUUGAGUGCAAAUGAGUGCAGUGAAGUCGGCCAAAUGAGCGAGUUACCAAGGCCUACACACAACCAUGCCAGUCACGGCGGAUCAUUUGAAAUUUCUGAAGAGGAUCAUGUCGAGCAAUGGCGACGGCGUUCUAUCGAGUCGGCCAAGGGACAGCGGGUAGUGCCUCCUGAUUUUAGGAGAUGGGAGGUGGUGCGCAGAAGCAAUAGUUCAAGUGACGGUCCAUCGUUCAAGUUCAGGGUGAUGUCGUACAAUGUGCUGGCGCAGUGCUUGCUGGAGCAGCAUCGAACGCUGUACACGGAGUGUGAGCCGCGGAACCUUACGUGGAAAGUCAGAUCCGCGAGAAUAUUCAAUGAGAUCACUCAACUCGCUCCCGAUGUACUAUGCCUUCAAGAAGUCGAGGCAUCAUAUGUAAACAGCUUUUAUGCAAAGUUUGAGGAGAUGGGAUAUUUUGGCGUUUACAAACGGAAAACUGGCGAGCGGCACGACGGGUGCGCCAUAUACUUCAAACAGUCGAUGUUCUUCAUGCAGGAUCAUAUCAGCGUGGAAUUCUACCAGCCCCGCCUGCCGAUUCUGAACCGCGACAACGUAGGUAUUAUAGUGAAGCUGAUACCGCGGGCGCUGCCCAGGACUCCUGUGGUGAUCGCCACCACGCAUCUUCUUUACAAUCCGAAGCGGACUGAUGUCAGGCUGGCGCAGAUACAGCUGUUCCUAGCCGAGAUAGAUAGAUUCUCGUACUAUACCAACGGCAAGGACUCGGGGCACUACCCUACGAUCUUGACGGGCGAUUUAAAUUCUACGUCGAACAGCGCUGUGAUAAAACUAUUAGAACGGGGACAUGUUAGCCGAAUAAACCCGCUCCGGGAUGUGUCAGAUUGGAAAAGGAUAGGUGUCACCGAUAAUUGUCAACACUUAUCGGUGUAUUUGAACAGGCAGAAGGGCGAAGCGACAGAUUUUAGUGAUGUACAGAUAUUCAACUCAGACUAUAGUAAGGACCCGCACGAGCCAGACUCAGACGACCUGGACGAGUCGUGUUCCGAGUUCGAUGCUAUGUUUAACGGCGAGGUGAUCGGUCAUUCGCUGCAACUGAUGAGCGCUUACAAUAAAUGCAAGAGCGACGGGCAGCGUGAGGCCUCCACCUUCCAGAACUACUGGCUCACCGUUGACUAUAUUUAUUUUAGCUGCUGCAGUGCCCUGCGUUUGGUGGAACGGCUUCGCUUACCGACGGAGACCGAGUGUGAAGUGCUCGGGAGCCUGCCCAACGACGUGUACGGGUCUGACCACCUCGCCCUCGCGGCUCUCUUUGAACUCGUGCCCUGCAAGUCCUCGUUAUAAACCAACCAAUCCAUUCAAAUUGAUCUAUAAACCGAUAGCGAUAUUUUCAGCGUUCUAUUUUAUCUACAUUAAUUAUUGUCUGUGUAGUGUAUUAUAGAACAAAGCGUAUUAUUGUAUAUCACCGCUCGUAGAUGCCACUGGAAACUGUCAGGCAUUUUUAAGUAUAUUCGUAUGUAUGUGAGUAAUAGAAUAUAUCUGUUUUUGAUUAUAAAUCUUUUCUGACAUGAUCUACUCUACUCGUAGUUUUUGAAAUGUCUAACCAUGUAUGUCGAAAAUCUGUGGCAUCAAUAGUGAGACAGUGUUUUUCUGACUAGAUAAUCUUAAAAUCGUCAUGCCACAGGCCAAAGAAAUUUUGUGUAUGUAAAUGUAUUUUAAACUGGGCCUCCACUGCGAAUAAAUCGACAGUAGUACUCCGACCGCUUCAUCCACGCAGAGAGGAAAUGUACAAAUGUUUUGACCAUCUGUUUAUAUCAGUAUGAAACGAUGUUUCACUAACGAUAAUGUGUCACUGAAAUGUUUCGCGUAGAGCGUACCAAAAACACACGUUGACACCCAGCUUUAAAUACUUGACGACUUGGCUUCGUUAAGGCCAUACUUGUAAAUAUAUUGCAAUAAUUGUUAAAUUGUAUAAUUAUAAUUAUGUAACAACUAGA